Messenger RNA from Rhizophagus irregularis DAOM 181602=DAOM 197198, 1120 nucleotides. RefSeq lists its product as uncharacterized. The record is from RefSeq and is a predicted model, not a curated record. NCBI's taxonomy places the organism in Eukaryota, Fungi, Glomeromycota, Glomeromycetes, Glomerales, Glomeraceae.
UGAUAAUUGCAAGUUUUUAUUGUUAAGGGAUUCCCACCCACUUCUUUUAAAUAUUUUUGAUAUAUGGAGUCCGUUAAUAUUGAAAAUACUUUCGAAAUUUACAUGCAGGAACUGGAAAAGUUCCAGAAAAAACAUCCUAAAGCAUUUAAAGCUACUUUCUUUUGUCCUUCCAGAGUCUUCAUUCUCUCUUCUUUCAUCUAAAGAACGAAAAGAAAACCAACCUCAAGUUUUGGGCUACCUCAAUACAUCAAUUAGAUUAGAUGCAAUGUGCAAUAAAGGAGCUUACAGUAUAAUUUGCAAAAAUGCAUGCUACAAAUAGUAAUCUAUUUGGUGCAUAUGCUAAUAUUUUAAUUUCUCUGGCAUUGGGCGAAAUUUCUCAUGAAGACGAAUUUUUUAUCCAACAAUGUAAAAAAAUGCCUUUUUCAACCCCGAAGAUUAUCAAAAGAGAGGAUAACCAACUUGACGAAGGACUACUUGAUCUGUUUCAGUUUGAAGAUGUAAUAUUGGUACUUGAGCCUGGUACAUAUACAACUAUGGUGUUGAUGGAAAUGGAUAACAGAAACAUCGUUAUCAUUGGAAUUGGUAAAGUGACAAUAAAGAAUUCUGACAUCAAUGUAUUCCGAGGUAGUGAUAGUAAUCUUGUACUAUAUAAUAUUUAUGUUGAAUGUACUCGAGGAUACUCACUAUAUAUGGAAACCUCUCAGGUUUUUGUAGACAACUGCUGGUUCAUCAAAUGUUUUGGACCGGUUCCGCCUAUUUGUAUUGAUGGUCGUAAAGCAAAACUAUUCAUGAACAAAUGUGUUGUUGCCAAUAUAAAAAAUGCUGGCGGUAUUUUAGCUGAUAUUGAUAGCAUAGCUUAUAUUAAAGAUUGUAAAUUAUACAAUAUUGGAGUAACUGAUGUUAAAUAUAUAUUUAAGUAGUGUAUUUUCUUGUUUGGACGGUUGCGAGUUUACAAUUCAUUAUGAUUUAAGAUCAUAAAUCUCCUUUUAAGUAAAUCCAUUUGUAAAUCAUAAUCAUGGUUUUAGUUUAUUUUGUGUUGGUUAAUUGUCUUUUUAAUAAUUAUUAAAUAUUUAAAUUGUUUAUGAUUAUUAUUCAUAUUAGUAAAAUGAUGGUGCUUUUG